Molecule: messenger RNA, 783 nt
Organism: Hydractinia symbiolongicarpus
Lineage: Eukaryota; Metazoa; Cnidaria; Hydrozoa; Anthoathecata; Hydractiniidae
Exons: 4
Coding region: 53-745 (230 amino acids)
Source: RefSeq, a predicted model, not a curated record
UUAACUCCUGUUAUCUUCCUACUUGUUAUUCAUAAAAAAGACAGACGAGUUGAUGAAGAAGGAAGAAAAAAUGUUGUUUUUAUUUCUAUUUCUUGCAGUAUUUUAUUGCGCGGCAGAUGCAACGACUUGUGAUCCAGACUAUCAGAAAAUUGGUUGUUUUAAAAGAACACCAACUCUAUUACACGAUUUGUUGGUGAAUGAUCGAGACCCUACUCAUGCUAACUUCUCUGGACAACUUAUCAAUUGGAACGACUAUGGAAAUUAUCUACACAGCUUAGCAUGUAGAUGCUCAGAGAAAGUACGAAAGUAUCACUAUCGAUUUUUUGCAAUUGGUUUCUACGGCGAGUGCUUCGCAGGUCAUGACUCGUCAAUGUUUGAGCAAAUGUUAAAGACAGGUCUGCUUGCAUCGCAAGAUUGCGUUGAUGGAGAGUACGCACCCUGUGAUCAAUUCUCGCCGAUGGAGUGCAGUGGUAAAGGACAUUCAGAAUACAUCUACAAACUUAACAACCCUCCCGUUCGAUGUGACUUAAAGCCUGGUGAUGGCGUUGGGAGUGGCGAGAUAUCAAUUGGAAUAAAAGGUUCUCUUAAGGAAUGCAUCGAUGCUUGUUUGGACUUGAAAGAUGAAUUUCCAGACGUGAAUGGUGUUACAAUACUUUCGUCGGGUGUAGCAGAAUGCUUUUGUGAGCGGGGUCAAACAGGACGAAAUUCCUCCCCAAGAUGGAGAAAUUGUUUACUUGAGAUGUAAAUAUGUUAUUUGAAAUGUAAAAAUAAAAAAAACGCUAA